Messenger RNA from Glycine soja, 737 nucleotides. RefSeq lists its product as uncharacterized. The coding region runs from base 117 to 593 and encodes 158 amino acids. The transcript has 3 exons. NCBI's taxonomy places the organism in Eukaryota, Viridiplantae, Streptophyta, Magnoliopsida, Fabales, Fabaceae. The record is from RefSeq and is a predicted model, not a curated record.
ACCUCCUACCAAUCUAAUUCUAUAUAUAUACUUUAUGUACCAUUCAUAUAUAUUAGUGUUCCCCCGCUACAUCUUUUUGCCCAUUCAAACUAGAAACAAAGAGUUCUCUCCCAGAAAUGGAUAGAGGAGUAGGCAUUUUUCUUUGUCUCUUGCUUGUGACCAUGGAUAUCUCAGCUGGGAUUCUUGGCAUUGAAGCUGAAAUUGCACAAAACAAGGUUAAGCACUUGAGAUUGUGGAUAUUUGAGUGUAAAGAUCCAAGCCAUAAGGCCUUCAUGUUGGGAUUGGCUGCAGCAGUGCUUUUGGCAUUAGCCCAUGUUAUAGUCAAUUUGGUCGGUGGCUUCAAUUGCCUUUGUUCUCAACCAGAGGCUGAUAAGGCUUCUCCCAACAGACAACUCUCAAUGGCUUCUCUCAUUUUAACAUGGAUCGUGUUGGCCGUUGGAUUGAGCAUGCUGGUGAUAGGGACUUCAUCAAACAACAAGUCAAGUGGUUCUUGUGGUUUCACUCACCAUCACUUCUUGUCUACUGGUGGAAUUUUGUGUUUUGUUCAUGCCCUAUUCAGUGUUGUAUAUUACGUUUCUGCCACUGCCUCUUAAUUAGCGAUUAAGUUAACUAGACUGAGGCCAAUUCUGCUUGCUUUAUUGUUUUAGGCAUUUGGCUUUUUUAAAUGUUUUGCUUUACCAAAUGUGUACUAAGUUAGAUUAAACAAAGAAAUGCAAUCAUUCUUAUUGACCACCUAA